AUGAUGGUUAAGAAUGCGUACUUUAUUUUAGUGAGUAUAUGCAUUGCAUCCUCUGUUACUGCUCAGUUGCCGCAGUUUCCAUUUCCAUUUCCAUUUCGACCAAGUCCUGGUGCACCAGGAUUUCCAUUUCCGCUUCCAUUUCAACCAAGUCCUGGUACACCAGGAUUUCCAUUUCCGCUUCCGUUUCAACCAAGUCCCGGUGGUAUGCCAGGAAUUCCUGAUAUGAGGAAAUGUUGGUCAACAUUUAUGGAUAUGCCCGGAUGUCUUGCAGAGAUCAGACAAUCUAUUACCACCGGAAAUUUUGGUAGUAUAGGUCCCGCUUGUUGUAAAGCUUUUUUAGAUGCUGAAGCCAACUGCACACACCAUCUUCCAUUCAACCCGUUUUUUCCUCCUAUGGUAAAAGAAAAAUGCUCCCGAGCUGCUGGUCCUCCAAUGACAUUGUAA
Eruca vesicaria subsp. sativa (arugula) is the source of this 444-nucleotide messenger RNA. NCBI's taxonomy places the organism in Eukaryota, Viridiplantae, Streptophyta, Magnoliopsida, Brassicales, Brassicaceae. The record is from the annotation of a GenBank genome assembly.